AUGUCGUCCCCCUACCCCCACCCACUCCCGCCGUCAUCGGCGCCGGGAGGCUCCCCCCCGCCCUCCUCGUCUUACCCGACCUCUCGUCCGGUCAUUGACCCGCUCGCUUUCGACGAUGUGCACGGUCUCGGAGGCUCUCGAGGCGGCGCCCCUCGAACCGAGGCUCAGACCGGCGAGGACAUCACCGAAGGAUCAAACAGGCCACGCCGGACACGAUUUGAGGACACCAACGACAUUCCCCGUGUCAAGGACACGACCGGUGAGAAGGUCACCGAGUCGUUCGAGAUGUUCUUGGAAAGCUUCACCGAACAAAUCGCGUUCCCGGACACACCUGCUUCGUUCGGGGGAACGCAGAACGAUGACGAGACCAAGUUCUACAUCGAGCAGAUCCACGCCAUGAAGGAUUUCGAGUUUACGACGCUGUAUGUGGAUUUCAGCCAUCUCCUGGAUCGUGAGCCCGUUCUUGCCCAGGCGGUUCAGGUCCAGUACUACCGUUUCCUGCCAUACCUCCGCCGCGCUCUCCAGAACCUGGUGCGCAAGUACGAACCGACCUACCUCUACAUCGCCGCCAGCUUCACAGAUGCUCCCAGUGUCUCGGCGUCCUCGCUCCGCUACCGCGAGUUCUCGAUUGCGUUCUACAACAUGCCUCUGACCUCUGGCAUCCGCGACCUCCGCAUGGACAAGGUCGGCCAACUUAUCAGCAUUAGCGGCACCGUCACCCGAACCUCUGAGGUCCGACCAGAGCUUAUCAGCGGAACUUUCAAGUGCGGCGUGUGCGACACUCUCCAGUACGAUGUUGAACAGCAAUUCAAGUACACCGAGCCAAUCAUGUGCCAAAACGCCACCUGUCAAAACCGCAAGUUCUGGCAGCUCAACAUCGAGCAAUCCAAGUUUGCGGACUGGCAGAAGGUGCGCAUUCAGGAGAAUGCCAACGAGAUCCCUACGGGGUCGAUGCCUCGCUCUCUCGACGUGAUUCUGCGUGCUGAGGUUGUGGAGAAGGCUAAAGCCGGUGACAAGUGCACCUUUACUGGUACCUUCAUCGUCGUUCCCGAUGUUUCGCAGCUUGGUCUGCCCGGCGCGAAUGCGGAGAUGAUGCGCGAGAACCGUGGCCGUGGUGACGGCGGCGUCGCUAGCCAGGGUGUCACGGGUCUGAAGGCACUCGGAGUGCGUGACCUCCAGUACAAGACCGCGUUCCUCGCUUGUAUGGUGCAGAGCUCCGAUGCUCGUUCCGGCGGUGCCGACGUCCGUGCUGACCUCGACGGCGAGGACGAGGACCAAGAGGCUUUCCUGAACACUCUCACCCAGCAGGAGAUCGACGAGCUCAAGGUCAUGGUCGGAUCGGACAACAUCUACCAGCGCCUUGUGUCCAGUAUCGCUCCCACGGUGUAUGGCCAUGAGAUCGUCAAGAAGGGCAUCCUCCUCCAGCUCAUGGGUGGAGUGCACAAGCAAACGCAGGAAGGCAUUCACCUCCGUGGUGACAUCAACGUGUGCAUCGUCGGUGACCCGUCCACUUCCAAGUCCCAGUUCCUGAAAUACGUUUGUGGUUUCCUCCCCCGUGCCGUUUACACGUCUGGUAAGGCGUCGUCGGCCGCUGGUCUCACUGCCGCCGUCGUCAAGGAUGAGGAGACCGGAGAAUUCACCAUCGAAGCGGGAGCUCUCAUGCUUGCGGACAACGGUAUCUGUGCCAUUGACGAGUUUGACAAGAUGGACGUCGCCGACCAGGUCGCUAUCCACGAAGCCAUGGAGCAGCAGACCAUUUCGAUCGCCAAGGCUGGUAUCCAGGCCACGCUGAACGCUCGUACCUCCAUUCUCGCCGCCGCUAACCCCAUCGGCGGUCGUUACAACCGCAAGGCGUCCUUGCGUGCGAACGUUGCCAUGUCGGCUCCUAUCAUGUCGCGUUUCGACCUGUUCUUCGUUGUUCUCGACGAGUGCAACGAGAACGUCGACCUGCACAUUGCGCAGCACAUCGUCAACGUCCACCGCUUCCGUGACGCGGCGAUUGCCCCCGAGUUCAGCACGGAGGCCCUUCAGCGUUACAUCCGCUAUGCCAGGACGUUCUCGCCCAAGCUCACAUCUGCGGCGUCGGCUGUUCUCGUGAACAAGUACGUUCAGCUCCGCCAGGACGAGGGCGGCCCCGGAAAGUCAAACUUCCGCAUUACUGUCCGACAGCUCGAGUCGAUGAUCCGUUUGUCGGAGGCCAUCGCUCGCGCCAACUGCCAGAAUGAGAUCACGCCCAACAUCGUUCGCGAGGCUUACGCUCUUCUUCGCCAGUCGAUUAUUCAUGUCGAGCAGGACGACAUUGACUUUGACGACAAGGACAUGAACGGCCAGGCCGCUCCCCAGAUCGAGGAUGUCAUGGACCAGGAGGAGCUCGACGCCGCCGACAUGGCCGCGCUCGACCAGGCCGAGUCCAGCUACAAUGCGGUCACGACUACGGAUGGCAGCUCGAGCGUUCCUACUGCCCCUCCGUCCAAGCCCAAGAUGCGCAUCACCUACAACAGGUACAUGGAGAUCAUGAACCUGAUCGUCCUUCACCUGUCCGAGAAGGAACACGAGUUUGACUCGGUCGAGGACCUGGAACACGAGCGUGAGCUCAUCGGCAAGGCACUCUCCAAGCUCGCCAAGGACAACUACCUGCUUGAGCUUCGUGGUGAGGUCCGAGACGACCUGCCCUCGGGCGAGACCGGGGAGAGUGCGGAGACGACAUCGGAUAAGAUCCACUACGUCGUGCACCCUCAGGUCGACCUCAGCGAUCUGUCCUCAUCUGUACCCACCGUGUAA
This is a messenger RNA of Trichosporon asahii var. asahii CBS 2479, 2781 nucleotides long. RefSeq names its product DNA unwinding-related protein. Gene Ontology annotation, cellular component: MCM complex; nucleus. Gene Ontology annotation, molecular function: single-stranded 3'-5' DNA helicase activity; ATP binding; single-stranded DNA binding. The transcript is spliced from 3 exons. Bases 1 to 2781 code for a protein of 926 amino acids. The record is from RefSeq and is a predicted model, not a curated record. Lineage: Eukaryota; Fungi; Basidiomycota; Tremellomycetes; Trichosporonales; Trichosporonaceae. Gene Ontology annotation, biological process: mitotic DNA replication; double-strand break repair via break-induced replication; DNA replication initiation.